AUGGAUGGCCUGGGGGACGACGACGGCAUGGGCUUUGACAUGCCGCCCAUGAUGGCCAUGAACCAACAGUCGCAGCUGUAUGGCGCCUACUCCCAGGAUGGCUCACAACCAAUGUCCGCCCCCAUGUACCCCGACGACUCCGCAAUGGCUACGGGAGACGACGCGAACGAUGCGAAUGACGCGAAGAGACGGAGAAUCGCGAGGGCAUGCGACAUGUGUCGCAAGAAGAAGAUCAAGUGCGACGGGAAAAUGCCCAAGUGCUCACACUGUAUCAACUACAAGACCGAGUGUAUUUUCACACAGGUGGAGAAGAAACGAAAUCCGCCCAAAGGAGCAAAGUAUAUCGAGGGCCUGGAAAACCGUCUAGGACGGAUGGAGUCGCUGCUACGACUCUCUGGUCUACUCUCCGAGGACGAUGACGGCAAGACGGACCUGGGAACAUUGGAGAAACGACUGGCCGAUCGAGCGAGCACCCUGAACACAUCCAAAAGUGCAACCCGAGCGAAUACCGCCAGUACUUCCCAGCAGCCAGCUCUAGCCUCUUACCAUACUACACCCCGCAUGGAGUCGCAUUCCAGUCCCCGGACAGCCCCCACUUCGCCCGAGUCGCAGAAGGAAUCGGAAACCGAGGUCGAGGCGUUGUCGGAUAUGAUGUGCUCGUUGGUGACGAACAAUUGUGGAGAGACUCGUUACAUCGGCUCCUCGUCCGGGUUUUCAAUCUUCUCGCCCAAGGGCAUUCAAUGGGUCAAUGAGAAGACGGGCGAUACAUCGUUCCAGGAUAUGAUCUCCUCGGCUUAUGUAGAUGACAACAAGUGGAUGUACUGGAAACCGGAGAUCUUCAGCGACAUCUUUGCCCGGCGGGUCUUCAAACCACUCCCUCCCAAGGAGGAAGCGCUCUCGCUAUUCAGAGAUUUCUUUGAAAAUUUCAAUUGCAUGUUCCCGUUGUUUCACGAGGCAACGUUCAUGCAUUUGGUGGAACGUCAAUACUCGCGCGACCCUUACGAAGGCUCUGGCUGGUGGGCGAGUAUCAAUGUGGUGUUGGCCAUCUCCCACCGGCUCCGCGUAAUGAGUAACUUGGUGCCCCAUGAAGAGGACAAGAAAGCAUGGCUGUAUCUGAAAAAUGCGAUGGGUGUUUUGACCGAGCUGACGAUGCGAAACACGGAUCUCCUCAGUGUUCAAGCACUGCUAGGCAUGACCCUCUUCCUCCAAGGCACACCGAACCCUCAGCCUGCUUUCUUCCUGGUUGCGGCAGCCAUUCGUCUUUCCCACAGCAUUGGGUUGCACAAGCGCGGAUCUGGAUUCGGCCUUAACCCGGUGGAGGUUGAACAGCGGAAGCGAGUGUUCUGGAUUGCAUACUGUCUCGAUAAAGACCUUUGCCUUCGUUCCGGCCGACCCCCGGUGCAGGAUGACGAUGACAUGAACGUCGAGCUUCCAAGUGAAGAUCCCCCCGAUAACAUCGGCAAUGUCCCGCUCUCCGAUGGAAAAAGCAAAUUCAAUCUCUUUAGAGCUAUGUGUGAAUUUGCUACCAUUGAGAGCCGAGUCUACAAGCGACUGUACUCGGCCAAAGCAUCCAAGCAGUCUGAUGGUGAAUUGCUCAAUACCAUUGGCGAGCUUGACAAAGAGCUGGAAGACUGGAAAGAUAGCAUUCCUGUCGACUUCCGGCCCGAGUACGAGAUCCAAGCCUCCCACACUCCCCUCAUCCUUCAUGUUGUUGUCCUACAAUUCGCCUAUUAUAAUUGCUUGACCACCAUUCAUCGAAUGUCUGUGCAUCACGGCUACUGGACCAGCCGUCUUUCCAACUACGCCAUCCAAGGUCUGAACGCGCGGCCGUUGAAUCCCAGAGUCUUCCUAUCGGCGGUUCUGUGCGUGACGGCGGCAAGAGCGUCGAUAAAUCUGAUCAGGUACAUCCCGCAGGGAGACUUUGCCUGCGUUUGGUUGAUUCUCUACUAUCCGGUGUCCGCACUCGUCACUCUCUUUGCCAACAUCCUCCAAAACCCGAACGAUGCCCGCGCUCGCUCUGAUGUCAAACUGAUGAACGUAGUUGUCAAUUUCCUGUCGACUCUGGUGUCCGACGAGUCUAACGGGAGCAUCAAGCGCAUGCUCGGUCUCUGCGGCGAGUUUGAGCGAAUCGCCAAGGUGGUCCUGGACAAAGCCGACAAGGAAUCUCACUCGAGAAAGAAGCGCAAGACAAUGCCCCAGGAUUCUGAGCUUGGCCAGCAAGAUGGUCAUGAACAACAAGGUACUGGCAGAAAUGCACAUACCCCUGCUACAUCUACGCCUUUCUCCCCCUCCAUGUUCCCCAACGCUACCGCUUCAUCUCCCGGCACCGCCAAGGCAUUCAACCCGGGUCCCACCAUGCCCCCGAGCAGUGGCAUUUCCACCGAUCUUCCGAGCAACAUCCACGCCAUGUCCGGUCUCGGCCAGGAGUACCAGGAGAUGCUGAGCCCGGAUCAUCUGGCCAACGUCGGAUUUCCCGAUCAAUCCUUUGGAACCGCUAGUCCGAAUCCCUUGGGAUCGUUCCAGCAACCCUUUGUCCCACAGGAUCUGUGGCAGAUGCCCAUGACCAUCGAGUGGGACUGGGCAGAUAUGUCGACGAACUUCCCUGUCUUUGAAGCCGGCGGCGUCGGCUCGAAUGGACCUCCGCAGCAUGGGCAGUGA
Penicillium lagena is the source of this 2658-nucleotide messenger RNA. It is a transcript of the gene atrR, whose product is annotated as transcription factor atrR. The record is from RefSeq and is a predicted model, not a curated record. Gene Ontology annotation, biological process: regulation of DNA-templated transcription; DNA-templated transcription. The coding region runs from base 1 to 2658 and encodes 885 amino acids. NCBI's taxonomy places the organism in Eukaryota, Fungi, Ascomycota, Eurotiomycetes, Eurotiales, Aspergillaceae. The transcript is spliced from 6 exons. Gene Ontology annotation, molecular function: zinc ion binding; DNA binding; DNA-binding transcription factor activity, RNA polymerase II-specific.